UCGUCGUCGCAAUGUUCCAGCUGCACUGAAGGUACGUCGUCGGUGUGGGCCAACACCAAACCAGCUACACCAGGAAAGACGUGAGAUAAAAAAAUUAGCGCCAAGUCACAUUUCUUAGGCGACUGCUGUACUCAGAAGAAAGGCAACUCAACAUGGCCAGCUACCACAAACCCGACGAAAAAACUCUGCAGGGGCUUAAGGAUGCCGCCAACAAGCUGAGAAUUCACUCCAUUAAGGCAACAUGCGCCUCCAACUCUGGCCACCCCACAUCGUGCUGCAGUGCAGCAGAGAUCAUGUCGGUGCUUUUCUUUCAAACCAUGCGCUACAAAGCUACCGACCCUCGCAACCCGUGCAACGACCGCUUUGUGCUGUCAAAGGGUCAUGCCGCACCAAUUUUGUAUGCCGCCUGGGCCGAGGCCGGUUUUGUGAAAGAGUCUGAGUUGCUCAACCUGCGCAAGUUUGACAGUGACUUGGAGGGACACCCGACCCCAAAACUGGCAUUUGUUGAUGUGGCAACUGGAUCGCUUGGUCAGGGUCUUAGUGCUGCUUGUGGGAUGGCAUACACGGGAAAGUACUUUGACAAAUCCAGUUACCGUGUGUACUGUCUGAUGGGAGAUGGAGAAUGUUCCGAGGGUUCCGUAUGGGAAGCCAUGGCCUUUGCUUCGUUCUACAAACUUGACAACCUGGUGGCCAUCAUGGAUGUCAAUCGGCUCGGCCAGAGUGAUCCUGCGCCUCUCCAGCAUAACGUGGAUGUCUAUCUCAAGCGCUGUGAAGCCUUUGGAUGGAACACCUAUGUUGUGGAUGGACAUAAUGUGGAGGAGCUCUGCAAAGCAUUCUGGAGUGCUAAGCAGUUUAAGGGGCAGCCCACCUGCAUUGUUGCCAAGACAUUCAAGGGAAAAGGCCUCAAAGGUAUUGAAGAUGAAAUGAAUUGGCAUGGAAAGCCCAUCCCAAAAGACAAAGUGGAUGGAAUCUUAAAUGACCUUCAGGCGCAAAUCAAAGACCCUCACAAGACCUUGUCUCCUGAGCUGCCAAAUGAAGAUGCACCACCACCUGACUCAAGUCCCAUUCUCCUGUCCUCUCCCCCAGAAUACAAAAAGGGUCAAAAGAUGGCAACAAGGCGUGCGUAUGGUGUAGCGUUGGCCAAACUGGGCAAUUCGAGCACGAAAGUGGUGGCUCUUGAUGGGGACACCAAAAACUCCACAUUCUCUGAGACCUUUAUGAAAUCUUUCCCAGAUCGCUAUAUUGAAUGUUUCAUUGCUGAACAGAACAUGGUGGGGAUAGCUAUUGGUUGUGCUUGUCGAGACCGCACGGUGGCUUUUGCUAGCACUUUUGCCACCUUCCUUUCCCGUGCAUAUGACCAGAUCCGAAUGGGUGCCAUAUCUCAGUCCAAUGUCAACUUGGUCGGCUCUCACUGUGGUGUCUCUAUUGGUGAGGAUGGUCCUUCUCAGAUGGCACUCGAGGACUUGGCAAUGUUCCGUGCCAUACCUACAUGUACUGUGUUUUACCCUAGUGAUGCUGUAGCCACUGAAAGAGCUGUGGAGCUAGCAGCAAACACAAAGGGCAUCUGUUUUAUCCGAACCAGCAGACCUGAUACUGCAGUUAUAUAUUCUGGAGAUGAGAAGUUUGAGAUUGGUGUAGCCAAGGUUGUGCGCCAGUCUAAAAGUGAUCUUGUGACUGUGAUUGGAGCUGGUGUCACUCUGCAUGAAGCUCUGGCUGCUGCUGAUAUGCUGGAAAGUGAAGGGAAAAACAUUCGUGUGAUUGACCCAUUUACUAUAAAGCCUUUGGAUGCGGCCACCAUUUUGGCGAACGCAAGAGCCACUGGAGGACAGAUCAUCACAGUGGAGGACCACUACAAGGAGGGUGGUCUUGGUGAGGCAGUAUUGUCAGCAGUGGGCCAGGAGCGGGACAUUGUUGUAACCCGGCUGGCAGUCACCAGUGUUCCAAGGAGCGGGAAGCCCCAGGAGCUUCUGGACCUCUACGGCAUCAGCGCGAAGCAAAUCGCCAACACUGUCCGCCAGAAAUUUGCCAACUAAGACAGCAACUUCUUCACAGCUUAAUGUUCAUGCUCAUCUUUUUUUUCCCCCUGGCACAGUCUCAUAAGUGUUUUAACUAUAGUCAUAAAGUUUCCAGAAUUAGUUUGUUUAGCAACAGUUCUAUUGUUUGCAGAUGAAAUUGGGAGAUGCCGUGAGAUUGCCCAGAAUAUGCUUAUUUGUGUUUCUUCACAUUCCUGUAUAUCCAAAUAUGUUUGCAGAACAGUUUUUCAAAUAAUGGUUCAGUCAAAAAGCAAAGUCAACAACUGUUUGCAUUUCAAAUUUGAGAUAUGACAAUGAUGCAUUCAAACCUUGCAUGUUCCAUGUGUCGCAUUAUGUAACUUGGCUAAUAUUUUCCAUCAGAGUUCAUCCUUAGUCAAUUUGUGAUGUUACUGAUGUUUUUGAAUGUGCCCAAUUAAAAUUGAUCAACCCAA
Messenger RNA from Corythoichthys intestinalis (scribbled pipefish), 2464 nucleotides. RefSeq names its product transketolase b (gene tktb). The record is from RefSeq and is a predicted model, not a curated record. Bases 153 to 2033 code for a protein of 626 amino acids. Gene Ontology annotation, molecular function: transketolase activity; thiamine pyrophosphate binding. The transcript is spliced from 14 exons. Lineage: Eukaryota; Metazoa; Chordata; Actinopteri; Syngnathiformes; Syngnathidae.